AUGUCUUUGCUGUGGUUCUAUCUCCGUCUUGAUCCCCGCAAAUACAUGCGCUGGGCUGUCUUCUUCGUCAUGUUCUUCAACAUCGGAUUAUCCCUUGCGAGCUUCAUCGGCGCACUGGCGGCCUGCAGUCCUCCAUCUUUAUUUUGGACUAAUCCAAUGUCGAGCGGCUGUAUGUCCAUAGAGCCACAGCAACGCUUCUAUGAGGUCAAUGGUAUCUUGAAUAUCGUGACAGAUAUCUUGACAUAUCUACUCCCACUUCCAAUGCUCUAUGGGCUAAAGUUGUCUUGGCGCAAGAAGGGGGCUAUUCUGGGGAUCUUUGGGCUGGGUAUCUUGUCCAUUGCUGCGGCCUGCGUUCGCUACGACUUUGUCACGAAAUUAUCCUCGGCCAAAGAAGAGUAUUACCUCCUACUGGCUGACUCCCUCAACUGGUGCACAAUUGAGGCUUAUGUUGCCAUAUUCUGUGGUUGUGCUCCCUCACUCUCCAUACUGAUCAAGACAUAUGCCCCGUAUAUAUUCAGUUCCAGCGGUGCCAGUUCCUCAAGUAGCACGCAGUCACCUAGAGCAAGACGAAACCCUCUAAAAAGUAAUCGGCGUCGGGGAAUGGCCGAUACAACGCUGGGUAGUCAGGAUGCCUUUAUUACUGUCAGCAAUCCCGGACAGGAACAGGAUGGGAUCAUGAUGGAGGCAGACCUAGAACCGGAUGUGGCGACGCGGAAGUCGACGGAGAAUACUACUUAUAAGAAGGAGUAUUAUAAUUUUACGAGGUAA
This is a messenger RNA of Penicillium vulpinum, 768 nucleotides long. RefSeq lists its product as uncharacterized. Bases 1 to 768 code for a protein of 255 amino acids. The record is from RefSeq and is a predicted model, not a curated record. Lineage: Eukaryota; Fungi; Ascomycota; Eurotiomycetes; Eurotiales; Aspergillaceae. The transcript is spliced from 3 exons.